GACCCGGACGCUUAGGAUGCUCACCGCUGGUCGUCAACGCGGAAGCGCGUCUGCAGCUGCGUUAGCUCUGGGCUGGUUUGCCCAGCUCCUGACCAACAUCGACCAUGGCCCCUAAGUCUUUCCAGGAGUGUGAAGAUGAGCAGGUGUUGCCAGCUGCAGCAGGUGUAAAGCCGGACAGCAGUGACUUAGGGUCCUCAGAUGGCAUACCUAAAGACACAGCGGCUCCCUCAUGUUGCCGGGACUCUAGGUUCUACAGCAUAUCCAUACCAGUCAAGCAGCAGUUUUCCCCUGAAACCCUGGACCCACGUACCCUGAAGCUGCUGUGGGAACAGAGAGAACAAGAGAUCCAGGCACUUCGAUGGGUUCUUCAGAAAGGCCAGGAUGCCCGACACCACCAAAUCCUGCAGGAGGUGGCAGGCAUUACUCCCGGGAGGAACGCUCAAGAUAAAUUCCUGCAGGACCAGGUCCAGAAGCUUACCACGGAGCUGAAAGAACAGAAGAGACAAGCUCAGCUGGAAAAAGAGCAAUUGGAGGAGAGACUGCAGCAGAACCUUUGUACAAUGCAGCAGAUGGAGGCUGAGCUGGAGGCCUUCCAGAAGUCAUGCCUUCUACAGCUGGCCCGUUCCUCUUGGGUGGGACGCGUGCUGAAGUCUCAGACUGGCAGUGUGGAGGUGGUCACUGCCGAGGUUCUAAGUGACCCCCAGGACACUUCUGAAUGUACUGAGGCUCCCACUGCUAGGGAGGGUUUCCGGUUAGAGGAUGUAGAUUGGAACAGCAUUGCCCACCGAUAUCCCAACCUCUUCACCAGCAUGAGUCUCCAUUCAGAUCAAAAUUCCAGGAUGCCCCAAACCCACCUUUCCUCCAAAAUGGAUAGCUCAGACACAGAGUCCGUCACCAAGCAUACAGAGAAACCUGGCAAGAUCCUGGACUGGAGCACCUUGCCUUCGGCAGACACCAGCAACACGGAGGGUGCCGACUCUGACAGCAGCAGCCACCAGAUUGUUCUGCAUUCUGGAGCAAAGAAGGUGACAGACCACCCACCCCAGGGGACAGACUUAGCUUUUUCUGAGCGGAUGCAGGAAUGCCCUAGGAGCAACAGCAGUCACACAGAAGAUCUCUAUAAAAGCCACUCACCUUCGAGUAGCAAGACUGUUCUGGAGCCCUAUGAAGACCUUUACCACCAAUAUUCAAGGCCCCAGUUGAACCCACUUGGUUGCUGCUUGAAGAUUGCUUCGGUCAGCCACCGAGAGAAGUUCAUUUGCAUCCUCAACCAGUCAGAAGAAGAGACAGUCGACCUGGGCGGCUUUGUUCUGCAGCAGCUCGUGAGGGACUUCCCUGUGCGCAUGUACCGCUUCCCACCUGGUACUCUGCUAGCCCCACAGCACCACAUCACCGUAUGGGGCGAAGGAACCAGCAGGAUGAAGAAGCAGCUGCCAGGGUCUUCGGGCCAGGACCCCUUCCAAUUCCAGACCAGCCGAGGCUGCGUGACAGUACUAGUCAACCCUGAAGGCAAGGUCCUCAGUGAGCAUCAAGCUGCACCCUGUGUGACCCUGGGCUCGAAGAUCUUCACAGACAACACUGACUGGUCCAUUGACCGCUUCCCGCUCUCAGAGUUGGAGCCCAGUGUUGACCCUGGUGAACAGCAGCGUCGUCUUUCAUCUUUACACAAAGGCCGGCCAAGGGAUGCUGGGGCCAAGCGCAAGAAGCCAGGGCCAGCUGUUCGCCAGCAUCGGCUCGCCAGCACUAGUGGACUGAGGACCUCAGGAUCUCUUCGCCCCACAGAGACCCGGGGUAUCUUGCCACUGCUCAGUACCCGAAAGAUAUCCCCAGGGGAAGUUCCUGCACAGCAGGAAGGCAUGAAGACUGAGACAUCAGAGCUCUUGCCUGUGAUCCCAGAGUGUGCCUCAAGAGUGGGUCUUGAAGAUGCGUUGGGUAGGCAGGAGCACAGGGUUCAGGUGUGCCGGAAAAGCGUGGACCUGACUUGCCCCAUGGUGGCCCUGUCAGUACAGAGCACAGCCGAGAGCAGAUAUGGCUUCCGCUUCCUCUGCUACCCUCCCAUCACCCAGGAAUUGUGCCGGCGGUUGUAGGGCAGCCAGGCCAG
This is a messenger RNA of Psammomys obesus (fat sand rat), 2101 nucleotides long. It is a transcript of the gene Lmntd2, whose product is annotated as lamin tail domain containing 2. Gene Ontology annotation, molecular function: structural constituent of chromatin. The record is from RefSeq and is a predicted model, not a curated record. Gene Ontology annotation, cellular component: lamin filament. The transcript is spliced from 14 exons. The coding region runs from base 105 to 2087 and encodes 660 amino acids. Gene Ontology annotation, biological process: chromatin organization. NCBI's taxonomy places the organism in Eukaryota, Metazoa, Chordata, Mammalia, Rodentia, Muridae.